Molecule: messenger RNA, 1275 nt
Organism: Priceomyces carsonii
Lineage: Eukaryota; Fungi; Ascomycota; Pichiomycetes; Serinales; Debaryomycetaceae
Product: NAD(P)/FAD-dependent oxidoreductase
Exons: 1
Coding region: 1-1275 (424 amino acids)
Molecular function (GO): flavin adenine dinucleotide binding; sarcosine oxidase activity; saccharopine oxidase activity
Source: RefSeq, a predicted model, not a curated record
AUGGAGAAUCUAGAUUAUUUAAUACUUGGUUGCGGAGUUUGGGGGUUGAGUACCGCAUGGUGGAUCAUUAAAGAUCAGCCAGAUGCAAAAAUUCUCUGCCUUGAUAAAUGGGAAGUUCCAUCUCUUGACUCAGCAGGAUAUGACAUUAACAAGGUUAUUUCUGCUAAGUAUGGUAGUGAUUUAGACAAUUAUACUUCUUUGUUGGCAUUUGAGGCUUGGGAAAAUCCCAUCUUUAAGUCAGUUUAUCACAAGACUGGAAUGCUUGGGGUAGCUGACGACAAUCCAGAAGCUCUAGAGUAUGUCACCAAGGCAUACAAUAAAAGGGUAAAGAAUAACUACGGUGAAGAUGUUGAGUGGUGCGAAAAUAUUCAGAGUCUUGUAAGAAGAUUUCCUUUAUUGAAAGAUUCCAACAUUAGCGGAUGGAAAGGAUAUUUUGAUGCUUUAGGAGGAUGGGUUCAUGCUUCUAAAGCCAUGAAAAUUAUCUACGAAGACUGCUUGAAAAAGGGAGUUGAAUUUAAAUUUGGGGAUUCAGGUACUGUUUCUGGAUUAGAAAUACAUGAAGGCAAACUCGUGUCAGUAAAAUGUGAAGAUGGGUCUCUUCAAGUAGCUCCUAAGAUAAUUAUGUGUUUAGGCGCGUACACUGAAUUGUUCCUUGAUAUGAAUAAACAGACGACGGCCAAAUGUUGGAGCCUUGUACACUUAAAGGUUUCUCCUGAAGAAGCUCGUAGUAUGAGGAAUGGUCCAAUACUCUUUAAUUUUCAGAGAGGUUUUUUUUUUGAACCCGACGAAAACUUAUGCGUUAAAGUUGUCAAUGAGUUUCCAGGUUUUACAAACUAUGAGAAAGUAGCGGACGGCAGAACUAUUAGUGUUCCCAGAUCUAAUGGUAUGCAUCCAAAUGAAACAAUCCCGGACAAGUGUAGAGAUUCUAUUAGGGAUUUUUUAAAAAGAGCAGUUCCAUUUUUGGCAGAUCGUGAAUUUGUUUACGAAAAGCUAUGUUGGUGCUCAGAUUCAAAUGAUAAGAGAUGGAUUAUAAGUCGACACCCACAAUUCAAAAAUUUGACUGUAGCUACAGGUGACUCUGGUUUAGGUUUUAAGAUGCUUCCCAUAAUUGGAAAAUUUAUAAAAGAUGUUAGUAAUGGCACUUCUCUUCCAGAAGUUGUCGGUGACUAUUGGAGCUGGAAAAACCAAGAAUCAUCAGCAAGUACAAAAAUAGAAAGAUGGGGCUUAGACAAUGUCACUGAAGAUUUGAAGAGUCAAUCGGGAUGGCGAACCUAA